AUGAUGAAAAUCUUCUUGUGUUUGAUAUCAUUUCUUCUAUAUUAUUAUAAGGGAGAAUCUGCACCACAGCCAUUUUUUCCACCACAGAUUGUCUUCUCUCCUAAUGAUGGUCGAACAAUAAUUGCCAUUGAUGAAGUCAAUCAACGAGCUUAUCAAUCACUUCAGUAUGGUGCUACAGGAGAAUCAACAUCAUACGUGAUGAAACAUUUUCCCAACGCGAUUCCUGAUUCACCCCAAUCAAAAUAUUAUGUUCAAUUGAUAAUAGAUUCCAUACCUUUUGGUUGUAUGUAUGGAACAUAUUGGAAAUAUGGUGGAAAUAUAAUUAAUUCAUUUCCUUCUCAUUGGUGGGUUAAUCAAACUUCAUUUAAAGUCGAUAAUUAUUUGAAAUUUAUAUAUGAAAUGAUACAUUCAAAUGAUUCUUCUGUCAAUGAAGAUUAUUGGUAUGCAAAUGUAACAUGUCAAGUUGAUAGUGGAAAAAAUUAUCCAUGUGAAGAAAUUUAUUUUGAAAAAAAUACACAAAUUCCUCUUAGAUCAACUCGAGUUGUUCGGCAAGGAUGGAAAGUUGUUCAACAAACCAUUAAUUAUAAGAUAAUAUCAAUGGGAAAACCAGAUAAGAAAUAUUUUGAUUCAAUUCCAAGCAAUUGGACUUCCAUCUGCCGAGAUGUUAUGCUUGGCCUUUUAUAUUAUCCUCAAACAACUAAAAUAGAUUUAAAUCAAAGUGCACAAGUUCAAGUGUGGCUAAUAACUCCUCCACAUCGAAUAAAUGGAAAUGAUACUGUUACUAUUCAAUGGAAACCAUCGGAAUGUGAUGAUUGUUUUACAUGGACACCAAAACAACUUUCUUUCAAUAUUGACAAUUUUCAAGAAAGACAAACAUUAACAAUAACUCGUGUUAAAAAUGGACCUAAAACAACUCUUAUUCCAAUAUUUAAUGGUGGUGGUUUUGAUCUUGUUGCACCGGUACUUUAUCCUAUUUAUAUUCAAUAA
Rotaria sp. Silwood2 is the source of this 987-nucleotide messenger RNA. The record is from the annotation of a GenBank genome assembly. NCBI's taxonomy places the organism in Eukaryota, Metazoa, Rotifera, Eurotatoria, Philodinida, Philodinidae.